Spodoptera litura is the source of this 7331-nucleotide messenger RNA. Its product is annotated as gamma-aminobutyric acid receptor subunit beta. Gene Ontology annotation, cellular component: membrane. The record is from RefSeq and is a predicted model, not a curated record. Gene Ontology annotation, biological process: monoatomic ion transmembrane transport. Lineage: Eukaryota; Metazoa; Arthropoda; Insecta; Lepidoptera; Noctuidae. Gene Ontology annotation, molecular function: GABA-A receptor activity; extracellular ligand-gated monoatomic ion channel activity.
UGCCGGCAGCCAGCGUCCGCAAGGACGCACGCGGACGCGCAAAACAUGCAUACGUGCCGUCCGCGCGGCGUGCACAGCAUCGCGCUUGUGCUGGCUCUCGCCAUCGCCUGGUUGCCUCAUGCUGACCAUGCCGCGGGAGCGGGCGGAGGUGGUAUGUUUGGUGACGUCAAUAUCUCAGCCAUUUUGGAUUCGCUAAGUGUAAGCUACGAUAAAAGAGUGAGGCCGAACUAUGGAGGACCGCCCGUGGAUGUGGGAGUCACCAUGUACGUGCUCUCCAUCAGCUCCUUAUCUGAAGUGAAAAUGGAUUUCACCCUGGAUUUCUACUUCAGACAGUUUUGGACAGACCCCAGGCUUGCUUACAAAAAAAGGACGGGUGUGGAGACACUUUCCGUCGGCUCAGAAUUUAUUAGAAACAUAUGGGUACCCGACACUUUCUUUGUUAACGAAAAACAGUCUUAUUUCCACAUUGCUACUACAAGCAACGAAUUCAUCCGCAUUCAUCAUUCUGGAUCUAUUACUAGGAGUAUAAGACUGACUAUCACCGCUUCUUGUCCAAUGGAUCUGCAAUACUUUCCGAUGGACCGUCAAUUAUGCAAUAUUGAAAUCGAAAGUUUCGGCUACACCAUGCGGGACAUCCGAUACAAGUGGAACGAGGGGCCCAACUCUGUGGGCGUGUCGAGCGAAGUGUCUCUGCCGCAAUUCAAGGUGCUGGGCCAUCGGCAGCGAGCCAUGGAGAUCUCUCUUACGACAGGAAACUAUUCACGACUGGCAUGCGAGAUUCAAUUUGUCCGUUCAAUGGGAUACUACUUAAUCCAAAUAUACAUUCCAUCUGGCCUAAUUGUAAUUAUAUCUUGGGUAUCAUUCUGGUUGAACCGAAAUGCGACACCUGCUAGGGUAUCACUAGGUGUUACCACUGUACUUACGAUGACUACGCUUAUGUCAUCCACGAAUGCCGCACUGCCCAAGAUCUCAUAUGUCAAGUCUAUCGAUGUCUACUUGGGAACCUGCUUCGUCAUGGUCUUCGCCAGUCUUCUAGAAUAUGCUACCGUCGGCUAUAUGGCUAAAAGGAUACAGAUGAGGAAACAAAGAUUUACUGCUGUUCAGAAAAUGGCUGCUGAAAAGAAAAUGCAAAUAGACGGGCCACCAGGUACAUCGGAGCCUUUACCACCACCGAGGACGAGUACGCUAACGAGACCACCACCACCGAGUAGAUCUUCAGAGGUCCGAUUCAAAGUUCAUGACCCGAAAGCAUAUUCCAAGGGCGGCACCUUAGAAAACACUAUCAAUGGAUCUCGAGGUCCCGCUCCGGCACCUGUACCUGCUGCCCCGCAGCCUGAUGAAGAAGCUGGACCACCCCCGCACCUUAUUCAUGCUUCGAAGGGUAUCAACAAACUGCUCGGAACGACACCAUCGGACAUCGACAAGUACUCUCGCAUCGUGUUCCCCGUCUGCUUCGUUUGCUUUAACUUAAUGUACUGGAUCAUAUACCUCCAUGUUUCCGACGUUGUGGCCGACGACUUGGUACUACUAGGCGAAGAAAACUAAUUUCUCUCGAAUAAACUAUACUUACCGGACUUGUUCAAACUUAGGGUGCUCAUGAUCAACCAUCCAUCAAGUUUCGGUAAUGCGCUUUGGAAUCCUAGAAACGCUCGAUAAUCUAUUAGCGUUCUGUAAUCUUAUAAAUAUAACAAAUAAACAUCACUAUGAUUAUAAUAGAUACGUGUCGCGUAUAUUGACACUGGUAAUAUUGAAUUCUUUAGAAAAUAGAGAUAAUAUAAAGUUCAAAAUAUAAGUCAAUCUGUCUAAGAGACAAAAUGUUAUAUCUUCAACAGUUAUCAGUCUUAAAUAAAUGUGUAUGUAUACAUGAAAAUCCGCAGUUAUAAAGUAAUAUACAUUUUAUGGGAUUAAAUUAGUUUUUAAUAAGAAUCCAAGUUUAUAUACAAAUUACUAAUUGAAAAUCUAAGCGCUUUUUAUUGCUAACUUCAAAUGAUGGCUGUCUUUACUUCUCUAGUUGAUUAAGUAGCAAUUUUAUAGAAUAUAUAUCACUAAUAACAUUGAAAAGAAUAUACUGAGUGGACAGACGCGUGUAUUCAAUUUAAUCAAACUGUAGUUAUUGUCACUUUGAUCGGCAAGGCAUUGAAAGGAUAAAUUCAAACGUAAGAUUUUCAGUCAUUUUAAUCCACACAAUACAUCAGCAAACUGUAAUAUUAAUUAAAUAAAUAUUAAUAUCCAAAAAAUAUGGAGUCGAUUGUAUUAAAAAUAGAUUAUUAAAUCUCAAUUAACACGACAGUAGUCACAAUUUCAUAGCCCGGUAUCGCCACAAAGAUUUUUCAUUUAUUUAGAAGAUGCUGAUGUUAUAGAACAUCAUUUGCCCGAAUUAUGAAAUGUAUUUCAAAUAUUCGUAUAAAAGUAUAUCGGUACAAAACAGUAAAGUAACUACAAUACACUAAAGGUAACAGGGACUACGUACUUUUUGACGACAACUGGUGUUUAGGAAGUUGGACCACAGUCCCUUACCGAUAGUGCCUCUUCAUAUUACAGUACUAGUCAUUAAUCUAUGAAAUUGACAUUAGCGCGCGUCACUAGGUACUUAAAUAAAGAACUAAAAUAUAACGACGGAAUUUGAAGAGGACUUGAUACCGUAUUUACGAUCAUGAGUCCUUUAUAGGACAAGAUGUAAAUAAUUAUACAUAAUAUUAUAUUUAUACGAUUAGGAUACACAUACACGAUUGCUCUAGUUUUUUAAAAAGUUAUUCGGUUCAAUUUAACAUGUAUACACCGGUAUUACACUUCAAAUUAAAUCUAGUGCACAGAACACUUUUUCUACGUAGUUUAAAAAUUUACAUGUAUCAAUUGAAUGUAAUGUGUUAGAUCUGACGGAGUGACAUGAUAUGUUCUUAAGAGUAAGAUUGGUUCAUCGAUCUUGAUUUCUUACUUCUCGGUCUUAAUCAACCUUGAAUAUUGAUCGGGUUUGUGUUAUAUCUAAGGCAACAUAUAUUACGCGGAGAGACUCGGUGAGACCUUUGUAAUGUACGUCUUUACACGUAUUUCGUAAGUACAAUAAACUAUAAGAUAAAAGAAGAAAGGAAGAGAAGAGUUCGUAGAGUACCGUUAUUAGAGCUGUGACUACUCUAAGUUUUGAUCUCACAAUUAAUUGAAAAUAUACAUAAACUUAGAAAAAUAAACUUAUCUACUAAUAAUAAUGUAAAAGGGAAACAAUUCUUAGUUGUGUUUGUGCUCAUAUAGGCUUGUAGAGGUUUUAUUGAUAUUGUUUAUAUUUACGUAUACAUUCCAAUUUAACUGGGAAGACAUUUUCCCAAGUUUCGUUUUAUACGAUACUUCCUUGUUGUGACUCCAGUUUUUAGAUAUUUACAGUAUCAUUUUGGAGUAUUUUAAGAUUUGAGCUACAAGCCAUUUCUUGUUAGAAAAAUCCCUUAUUAUUUAUUUCUGAAUUUGCUCAACGUUUUUCAAAGACACUAUUUAUAAAUAUGUAUAAGGGAGUGCAAAUAGUUGAUUUGACUAGGAAAUGUAAUAAAUAGGUUAGGUAGUGAUAUUUUUAAGUAAUUAUAAUUUGCCUCCUAUUUUAUACCCACAUUCUCAGACUGUGCAUUAAGACUAGCGUUUAUAAAUUUUAUCAUUUAGAAAGUCUAUUUCUGUUCUAAAGAUAUUAAAAUUUAUUUAAAAUACAAUUAAUCCUAAAUAUUGUAUAAAGACUGAGUCAAUAUUCUUUUAGUUCCUCAUAUUUACAGCUAUAAUGAACAUGACAGCCAUCUAUAAGUUCCCUUGAUUACGUAAGUUCUUCUGUUUCUAGAUACUGCAUUAACUAAAAGUAACAAAAAUAUAUAAGAAAUCUAUUGCAUUACUAUCGCAAGAUAGUGACAUAAAUAUUCUGUUCUAAAAUAUAUUUAUAUACAUAUAUAUAUAAUAAUGACGAUACGUUAUAAUUAGUAGUUACAAUCAGCCAAAUUGAUAAGUAUAUCUUUAACGAUUAACUAUUAGUCGACCUUCAGAAUGAACUAUGGAUUAAAUGUACAUGAUUAUGAAAAAAAAUAUGUAAGAUGUGAAAUUCGCAUUAUAUUGCACCUAGUUAGUAAGUGAGUAGCGUAGCUUAGCGGACGGGGGAGCGGGCGAGGCGAGCCGAAGGGGAUGGCCACAGUUUACUUAGUAAAAGUUUCGGGGCUGGAGUACAGCGGCAGUGGGCCAAGUUAUUGGCACGGCUAGCGACUCUUGCUAAGCGGUGACGCUCGAGCCUCUCUCCGCUCAAUUCCAAUUUAAACUGCAUUCUAUCUACACUACUACUAUGUACACUGAAACAUCUAGCGCGCAUUGCCCGCAAACCUCUUUCGCGAAACCAAAUUCUAAAUCACAUUUAAAUAAAAUCUAGCAUUAUUAAAAAAUUAUACUGUGUGAGUAAAAUCAAUCUAGAAAACUAAGAUGAUGAUGAUAAUUUAUUAUGAUAUAGGUAUCAAAUAAAAUUUCAAUAAUAUUAAUAUAUAUAUAUUAUAUUAUCACGUUUCCCAAAUUAGUCUACCUACUCUCGUAUAACUGAUCCACAAUGAAAUAUUUCGCACUAGAAAAACUAAUUAAUUACUUACACUUGUCAAAUAUUAUGGAGAUUUUCUUGCUGAGAUUUUAGGGACUGGCAAGUGACUUCGUGUUCAGACGAAUUAAUAAAUAGUAGUGAACGAGUAUUAAAAAAACUAAAAUCAUCCAUAUAAACAAAGGCUGUCGAAAGUAAAUAUUCUAAACUAAUUCUGACUACUUUAAAUUAUUGUAAGCAACAAGCAUGAAUCGCCGUCACUUGCGCGUGCGCCUGUAGGUGGCGCUCUAAGUACUUUGUAAUUAUUCUUACUUUGCUGCACAUUCAGGUAUUGGGCCUGCAAGAAGCACAUGCGUUCAAAUGGUUUUACAUAGGAUUAUACUUAAUAUGUAGAUAUUACGUACACAUCAUAACUAUCGGCACUUGAUUUCAAAGUAAUUCUGCAUCAUAGACGCAUAUUAUACAUACAUAUAAAAUAUUUAAUAAAUAAAGCAUAGUAAAUGCAGACUUGAAUAGUGCCAAAUGCGAGGCUUUAAAAUUUUAUUAUUCGCUUUUUAUUACGAAUAUAUUUCUACCACAUCUGUUUUAAUAUAAUAAACUGUCAAUGUCAUUAGAUGUGUCAUAUUUGUGUUUCAAUUGAAGUAUACCCUAGAAAUAGAUAACAUUGUGAUGUAUAUAAUAAAUUAUAUACAGUAUAUGUAUACAUAUAUAUAUCCCUGUAACUUUGAGCAAAGGUUUGUUGUUGAACACGAGUAUGUAUACCACUUUUGUAAAUAAAAUCCAACGAUCUGUCCUACGAGGAAUUACUUCAUUUACAGGCAGUGUAAUGUAUUGCAGUUACUUGUGAAUUGUAUCUCGAUGCUGAUUUUUUUACCUAUACUUGUAUUAAAGUGUUUCGUAAUAAGAUUUAAAAUUUUUGAGGCAUAUCAUGUGUUAGAAUUUAUUAUGCUGUUUCUUUGUUAUGUAAUUUAAUAUCCUCUGCACAUUCAUUUAUAUGUGAGUGCUUAUGAAAAUAUUUCAUCAAUGCUUAAUGUAUUUAUUUAAUUAUUUCUAUGACCAUGAAGUGAUACAAGCGAGAGCAAGGUUCAUCUCAAACUUUGAUCGAAUAUUUUCAUAAGUAACAUUGUGAUUGCACCUCGAAGUAUGUUUAUGUAAUUAUAUUGAGCUUCUGCGUGUUUUAUGAACCUGUGUAUAUUUUAUUGACAAUUGUAUCAGUGUUAAGUAGUGUUCUGUUAUCAUUAUAAUAUAAGAGAAAUAAAUUAAAAUAUCCAGCUAAUUAUAGUUUUGGUGUUAUUAACGUUUGAAACUAAUAAAAAUUAUUAAAAUCUUUUGUUUCAACUUGCUGGUAAAAUCAGUUACUACUAAGUAUAUGAAUAUUUCUUCGACCAAAAUAUUUAUGACAAUAAUUAAUAAACCAUUUACCUAAUAAAAACGUCAGUAUGUCAACAUCGAAUCGCUUGAACGUAGAAAAUUAAAGAUCUAUGCUGCCGUCAGAAAUUACGAGUACUUAUCCACGUUGUUACAAGUCAGUACAACAUCAAUCAUUUAUCUACACAAAUAUCGUAACUACUGCACGCCAGUUACUAAACAGCUGGUGAUAGGUACGAAUUUAUUUAUCGAAACGAAUUUAUGCAGACCAGGUGAAUGAAUUGGUACUUAAUGUCGCUGGCUGCCAUAUAACACACGUAUUGGCUGAGAACCCGGAAUCUAUGAAAAGAGUUAUAAGUAUCCUCAAUUCUCUAAAUACUAUAGUUACAAACUAUUGUCUAUUAACCAAUGUUCUGAGACAAUAAUUCAUUAUUCAUACUUUCUGGUCUAAAGAACGGACGACAACUAAAGUAUUCCUUAAAACAAUCACAUUAUGGCAUAUAAUAUAACCGAUUCCUACAAAGCCCUGAUUAGUCACAAAACUGAAGAGGUUGUAAUUCUAAGUUUCUUGGACACGACUGUGCAGCUUUACAUUACACCGUCCGUUUCUUGAAAUAUCAUACUUCUAGAAUUUCAGCAGAAUAUAUUAUGCACCUUACAGCUUUAACUAGUUAAUACCUAAUAGACCUAUCUUUUUGCUUGUUAAAGUACUACCAAAAUUCUAAAAAUUAAAAUUUGUCUAUUAUAAUUUUAGCACACUCAGUUGAAGUGUGUGUACACGUAGUUCCAUUAAACAACAUUGAAAAGAUAUUAGUUUGCAGUUAAUAUUUGGGUCAACUAACCAACGUUACUAACUAGUCUAGUUGCUUCCUACUACUGGUCACAAGUCAGUAUUUCUUGGAAUAUACAAUGUGUUUAUCGGUCAGUUUAGGUACUACGACUACCGUCACGUAACUUAGAUUCACUUACCUAAUUAAGCGUAUGCACACUUCUACUGAUGAGCACUAAGUUCGUAACUCGGCCAGAUUGUAGUUCGUAUUCCAUAUAUGAAUACUGUGCAGUGCUUCGCUUCCACAGAAAUAUAUCUAAUAUAAUGAAACUGACGUAACAGAUUCUAAAUAUAUAUAAAAUAUAUAGUUUGUUAUUGUUUGAGGCUGAAAGUUUUAAAACUCUCGAACAUUAUAUAUUGUCUAACAACGUGUUGUGUCAAUGUAUGAAAUAAAGAAGUUGUGUAAUUUAUUUAAUUUAUUGAAAUGUCUAAUAUCUAAGUUGAAUAUGUAACUAAAGAAUCUUCCUCGAUGCAAAACUAAAUUUUAUGGUAUUGGUGUGGUUAAUGAUGUUGCUCAAACUGAAUAACUUUAAAAGAAGUAGUUACAUUGUACGAAAUUUAGUUCUGUGAUCCAAUAAAUUAUAAUAUAUGAUC